Achroia grisella is the source of this 666-nucleotide messenger RNA. RefSeq lists its product as uncharacterized. Bases 1 to 666 code for a protein of 221 amino acids. The transcript has 2 exons. NCBI's taxonomy places the organism in Eukaryota, Metazoa, Arthropoda, Insecta, Lepidoptera, Pyralidae. The record is from RefSeq and is a predicted model, not a curated record.
AUGACUGUAGAAACUGACGCUUCAGAUUACGCUAUUGCAGCUACGUUAUCUCAAGAAGAUCGGCCAGUAGCUUUCUUUUCAAGAACACUUUCUGCUACCGAAAGGGCUCACCCUUCUAUUGAAAAGGAGGCCUCGGCAAUUGUAGAAAGUUUGAGAAAAUGGAGACAAUUACUAAUAGGACGAACAUUCAAACUGAUUACAGAUCAACGUUCUAUAUCAUUCAUGUUUAACCAGCAACAUACAUCAAAGAUCAAAAAUGAGAAGAUACAGCAUUGGCGUCUUGAAUUAAGUAGUUACAACUUUGACAUCAUAUGGGAUACUGUGUCUGUUUGCACUUUUAAUAUGCCUCUCACGCCUGCUGGAAAGCAGCGACGAUACCGGGAACGGCGUAAAAAUAAUCCCGAAAAGGAAGCAGAAUCUAAAAGAAAGGACUUAGAGAGGUACCAUGCAAACAAACGUUUAGUACGAGAUUUAACAACACGUGAACAUCGAGCAAUAAAAAAGAAAUGGCGAUCUGCAAAUGCUAAACGGAGAGAUAAGGCUAGAACUCACAUUGUUAGUAUGCACACACCAGAGUCAUCACCCUCUCGUUUAAAUAGUCCAAGACCUAGUUAUUUCAAGAGCUUUUCAGUAUUUGUCUACACUCCAGCUGUCUACUUCCCGUGA